UUGUGUUUACACCACAAGAAUUGCAAGUUUUAUCAGAACUUGACAGUCGACAUUUUGGUUUCUUGAAGUUAAUGGAUCAACAGAAUUCUGAAAAAAAAGCUUUAUUAAUAAAGGGAGUUCAAGCAUUAGAAAAUGUAUUAAUUCAGGCUGAAAAAGAACGAGCUAACCCCCAAGGGGAAACUAGAAAAAUAAACAUUGAUCCUAGAACUGUGUGUAAAUUGGGUCAUUUUCAACUUUUGCUUGGAGAAUAUGCAAAAGCUUUGUCAGCUUAUCAAAUUUAUUAUUCGUUGAAACGUGAUUAUUGGACUGAUUCCUGUUUCCUUUAUGGACAAGGAUUAAUAUAUUUUCAUUAUAAUUCAUAUCAAUGGGCGAUAAAAUCAUUCCAAGAAUUGUUAUAUGCCGAUCCAUGCUUCUUUCGAGCAAAUGAAGUCCACCUUCGGCUAGGAUUAAUGUUCAAAGUCAAUUCAAAUUUAGAAUCAGCAUUAAAACAUUUACAAUUAGCAUUGUAUGAUCAAACACCGUGUUCCCUUACAAAUUGUCAAAUUCGAUUUCAUAUUGCUCACCUAUACGAAGUUGAAGGGAAAAUUAAAUUAGCAAAAGAAAAUUAUGAAGAAUUAAUACGUGAAAAAGAUUUGUCAGAUGAUCUACGGGCAACAGUAUAUAGGCAGUUGGGAUGGAUGCACCAUUCUAUUGAAUCAUUAGGAGAAAAAACACAGAGAACAGCUGUUGCAAUACAUUGUUUACAAAAAUCUAUUGAAUUUGAUCGACAAUCUGGCCAAAGCUUAUAUUUAUUGGGUCGAUGUUAUGCAAGUAUUGGAAAAGUUCAUGAUGCAUUUAUUGCUUACAGAAACUCUGUUGAAAAAUCCGAGGGCAAUGCAGACACAUGGUGCUCAAUUGGUGUGUUAUACCAGCAACAAAAUCAGCCUAUGGAUGCAUUGCAAGCAUAUAUAUGUGCCGUUCAAUUAGAUAAGGAACACACUGCAGCUUGGUCGAAUCUAGGUGUAUUAUAUGAAAGUUGCAAUCAAAUUAGAGAUGCAUUUGCUUGUUAUGUUAAUUCUAUGCGAGGAUACAAUUGCCAAGAUGCAUCACAGUAUUUAACACCGGCGAGUGUAAGUGCUAUAGGAAUUCCUGGUUUACCUAAUCCAACAUUAGCGCACAGAAUCAAAUUCUUAAAAGGGCAAUUAGCCAACGCUCCAAUGCCAAGUAUCACUAGUAAACGGCGUCAAUUGCUGUCGAUUGAAGAGGCGUGGAACCUUCCAAUAUCUGCGGAGAUGUCGUCCAGACAACAACAAUCACAGAACAAUCAGCAAAACCGUCUUCAGCAAUGCAAACCUCAAGGACCACCACCACCGUAUCCAAAACGGUUUAAAAAUGAAGGUCAAACAGCAGCAUCACAACAGCCACCAUUCUUUCUUGGACCCCAACAACUUAAUAAUCUACAGUUUUUACAACAAAAUAUGGCUAAUUUAAAUCCACAACAACAGAAUUAUUUGCAACAACUUCAACAUCAAUAUAGACUUAUGCAACAGCAUCAACAACAGGUGAGACUUCAACAGCAAAGGGCAGCUGGAUUAGCUGGAAGUGGAACUGCGAGCAACAAUUUGUCGCGUCCAUCGUUUGUAUCCAACACUAAUAGUGGAAAUUAUGCAACAACAGGUGGCUUAGUUCAACCUGCUGUUAAUAAUAAACAACAUCCGCUAUCUUUAUCGGGAGCUGGACUUCAAACUCCCUUCCAACCACAAGUUUCUUCAUCUUCAAUACAAGCUCCUUCACCACAACCUGUAAACGAAUCAUUAGGUGUUACAGAUCAAGAACUUCGUGAUUUAUUAUCCCAUAAAGACUUAGCAACGAGUUUAGCUGAAGACUUAUUAAAGCAUUUUGGUUCUGGAGAUAUUGAAGUGAAGGAUGAAGUUUCUGAAUCACCUGAGAUUGGAGGUCUAAGUUCAGGUCCAUUUUCGCCUUCGAACGUUGAUUCGAAGUAUAAUGUAAAGGAAAUUAAAGGCGAAUUAAAGUCGCCGGAUGCUUCGGGACGUGAUAAUUCGUCGGAUGCGUCUCAAAAAGUAGAUACAAUUAAAGUAGAGGAUACAAUUAUAAAAGAGGAAUUGGAUACGACUUCGAGUAGUCCUAUCAAAGCCGAAAUACCUAUUGAUGUUGAAGAUAUUCGUGAAUCGAAAACAGAUGUAGAGUGUAAUAUUGAUAUGGAUGCCAAAUCUAUUGUCGAAUCAUGCAAAGGAAUCGGACGGAAAGGAAUAAUUAGUAACUCAAUAUUAUCAGAGAAUUCGCCGCCACCGGCACCGCCAGAUCCACCAUCAGUAAUUCUAACAAAAGAUCAACUUAAUCCUCCAACUCCUUCUGUUUAUCUUGAUAAUAAAAAGCAAGCUUUUAGCCCACAAUUGCAAGAGUUUUGUUUGAAACAUCCCAUUGCUGUUAUAAGAGGCUUGGCUGCUGCUUUAAAAUUAGAUUUGGGUUUAUUUUCAACUAAAACAUUAGUUGAAGCAAAUCCAGAUCAUUCAGUUGAAGUUCGUACACAAAUGCAACAGCCAGCAAAUGAAAAUUGGGAUCCACAAUUGGGGCGAAAAGUUUGGGCAUGUAUUUCACAUAGAUCUCAUACAACUAUAGCUAAAUAUGCCCAAUAUCAAGCUUCUAGUUUUCAAGAUAGUAUUAAGGAGGAGCGGGAUAAAGUUGGUUCUUUUGUAAAUAAUCUGUCUGAUUCUGAUUCAAAAGAUUCAACCACUAAUCCAAUAAAACGUAAAGGCAAAUCUAAUUUAUCUGGUAACAUGAGUGGAGGAGCAUCCAACGGUGGAAAAAGUGGAAAUUACCCUAAAAUGCUAAAAUUUGGUACCAAUGUGGAUUUAUCAGAUGAACGAAAGUGGAGGCCUCAAUUACAGGAGCUAAUGAAACUUCCGGCAUUUGCUCGUGUUGUCUCUGCUGGAAAUAUGCUUUCUCAUGUAGGACACGUUAUUUUAGGAAUGAAUACUGUUCAAUUGUACAUGAAAGUACCUGGUAGUCGUACACCAGGACAUCAAGAAAAUAAUAACUUCUGUUCCAUAAACAUAAAUAUUGGACCAGGAGAUUGUGAAUGGUUUGCUGUCCCAGAUGCGUAUUGGGGCGUUAUAUGUAGUCUUUGUGAAAAGAAUCAAAUUAAUUAUUUACAUGGCUCAUGGUGGCCAAUCUUAGCCGACCUACAUGAAGCUAAUAUACCAGUCUAUAGAUUCCAACAGAGACCUGGUGAUUUAGUUUGGGUAAAUGCCGGUUGUGUUCAUUGGGUUCAAGCGAAUGGAUGGUGUAAUAAUAUUGCAUGGAAUGUUGGACCAUUGACAGCCCGUCAAUAUUUAUUGGCGAUUGAACGUUACGAGUGGAAUAAAUUGCAAAGUUUUAAGUCGAUUGUUCCAAUGUUACAUUUAUCAUGGAAUUUAGCAAGGAAUAUUAAAGUGUCGGAUCGUAAAUUAUUCGAAUUAAUCAAAAAUUGUUUACUUCGAACUUUGCGCCAGUGUGCAAUGAUUUUAGAAUUUGUAAAGCACCGAGGUGUAGAAGUUCGUUUCCAUGGUCGUGGCAAAAAUGAAGCAUCACAUUACUGUGGUCAAUGCGAAAUCGAAGUGUUCAAUAUAUUAUUUAUACGUGAACAAGAAAAGAGACACGUAGUACAUUGUCUAGAUUGUGCUAGAAAACAAUCCCCCGGAUUAGAAGGAUUCGUAUGCUUAGAAGAAUACCGUAUGUCUGAAUUAAUGGAAGUAUUUGAUAAUUUUGUCUUACAUGCUGGCAUCACUCAACAACAAAUCAAACAAGUUCAACAAACAUCCCCACAAACAAUAAUAAUGCCACCAACAGUUGCAACAAACACUACAUCAACUCAACAACAACCAACUACACCAACUACAACUCCACAAGCAGCACAAUAAAAAGGACGGAAGAGACACCUACAAUUCGUUAACAAAAAAUAAAUAAAAGUGAAAACAAAUAAGUUAGUGAUUGAAUUUGUGUGCGUAGUCAAAAUCUGAAAAUAAUGAUUUAAUUUAUUACAUAGACUGAAACAAGUACUUCAUUUUGUGCCUUGACGAAAGGGUACAAGCUUAAAUUCAUUUCCAAAAUAAAAUUUAAAAAAAAUGAGGUCGUUAAAA
This is a messenger RNA of Chrysoperla carnea, 4118 nucleotides long. It is a transcript of the gene Utx, whose product is annotated as lysine-specific demethylase 6A. NCBI's taxonomy places the organism in Eukaryota, Metazoa, Arthropoda, Insecta, Neuroptera, Chrysopidae. The record is from RefSeq and is a predicted model, not a curated record. Gene Ontology annotation, biological process: regulation of gene expression. Bases 72 to 3899 code for a protein of 1275 amino acids. Gene Ontology annotation, cellular component: MLL3/4 complex. Gene Ontology annotation, molecular function: chromatin DNA binding; histone H3K27me2/H3K27me3 demethylase activity; protein binding. The transcript is spliced from 16 exons.